This is a messenger RNA of Rubroshorea leprosula, 2033 nucleotides long. NCBI's taxonomy places the organism in Eukaryota, Viridiplantae, Streptophyta, Magnoliopsida, Malvales, Dipterocarpaceae. The record is from the annotation of a GenBank genome assembly.
GAACUCUGUCUCUGUGUGUGUGAGAGAGAGAGACCCAAACCCCAACUCUGUCUUUGGGUCUAUCACCGGAACCUUGCCCAAUUACCCUUUCAAAUUCGAAUGCCGUUUUAACCCUCUCCCUUAUAACUCCUUCAUUCUAAGCCCGCCUCUGGCGUCUCUCCCUCUUUGACCACCUCGGUCACUCCCCACAUUGCCUUGACCACAUCCACAACCUCCAUUUCUGACCAAGAAACCUCCUUUCAAGCGUUUCAUCUAACACUUCUGUUGCAAUUUUCUCAAAAAUGGAUAUACAACCCAAAAAGACUGAAAAUUUUGAGGGUGAUUCUGUCACUAGCUCCAUUAAAGAUCUGAUCUUGAAUGAUGGUGUUACUGUCAGCUUUUCUAGUAGUGUGAUUUCUGGGUCUGAUUCUAGAGUUAGCAGUAGCAGUACUAGCAUUGGCACCAGCAGUUUUCAGGAUCUUAGGCUGAAUAACAGCGUCAACUUAAGCAUGUGUACCACUAGUACUAAGAUUUCUGGGUCUGAAAACAGCAAUAGUUUUAGUAGCAAUGUUAGUAAUGCUACUAUUGAAGCAAACAAGACGGUGGACUCUAGCGUUGACUGUGAAGAGAGUGAAAAUAGUAGCUUUGAUGCAAAUGAGUGUAGUUUUAGAAGCUACUGCCCUUCAAAGCCGCAUAGAGGCAAUGAUGUUAGAUGGGAUGCCAUACAGAGCGUUAAAGGUAAAGAUCGGGACUUGGGGUUGGGUCAUUUUAGGCUUUUGAAAAAGUUAGGCUGUGGAGAUAUAGGGAGUGUUUAUUUGGCUGAGUUGAGAGGGAUGGGGUGUUUGUUUGCUAUAAAGGUGAUGGAUAAAGGGAUGUUAGCUGGGAGAAAGAAGUUGAUGAGGGCACAGACUGAGAGAGAGAUAUUAGGUUUGCUAGAUCAUCCAUUUUUACCUACCCUCUAUUCGCAUUUUGAGACAGAGAAGUUUUCUUGCUUGUUGAUGGAAUUUUGUAGUGGUGGGGAUCUUCAUAUCCUGAGGCAGAGACAGCCUAGCAAGCAUUUCUCUGAACCAGCUGCCAGGUUCUAUGCCUCAGAAGUGCUUCUGGCCCUUGAGUAUCUGCAUAUGAUGGGCGUGGUGUACAGGGAUUUGAAGCCUGAAAAUGUAUUGGUAAGGGAGGACGGCCAUAUAAUGCUAUCCGACUUUGAUUUGUCAUUAAGAUGUUUUGUCAACCCUAUGCUUGUGCAGUCUGGCACAGAGCCAUCUUGUAUAAUCUCUGCAUACUGCAUUCAACCCGCAUGCAUUGAUCCAGCCUGCAAAGUACCAGUAUGCGUAGAACCUUCUUGUUUGCAACCAUCUUGCUUUAAGCCUCGUUUCUUCAGCUCCAAAACAUCCAAAGUGAAAAGUGAAAGAACAAGUUUGGCAAAUUCAGAUUCACUUCCUGUACUUGUUGCAGAGCCAACUAAUGCCCGCUCCAUGUCAUUUGUUGGGACACAUGAAUAUUUAGCUCCUGAGAUAAUAAGAGGAGAUGGUCAUGGGAGUGCAGUUGAUUGGUGGACAUUUGGCAUUUUUCUAUAUGAACUACUGCUAGGGAGAACACCAUUUAAAGGCAAUGGCAACCGAGAAACAUUGUUCAAUGUGGUUGGUCAGUCCCUAAAAUUUCCAGAGGGAUCUCCUCUCAGUUUUGCUGCUAAGGAUUUAAUCCGUGGUCUUCUUUUAAAGGACCCACAGAAGAGAUUAGGCUUCAAAAGAGGUGCCACAGAGAUCAAGCAGCAUCCUUUCUUUGAAAGUGUUAACUGGGCACUCAUCCGCAGCACGCACCCUCCUGAAAUCCCUAAACCUGUAGAUCUUUCAUUCUUAAAGCACACGCUAAAGUCAUCCUUGCCUUCAAAUGAUAAGGGAGCCACAGACUCAGAAAAGUCAUCAAGUCCUUACUUAGAUUUUGAAUUUUUCUAACAAUUCUUUGCCAGGAAGUAGAACUCAAUAGCGGCAAUCUUAAGAUGCUUGUCUUACAUUGUUCAUGCGAAUUUAUGAGCUCAAUGAAAAUCUUCUAAUCUU